AAUAAUAAUUCCUAGCAACGAAGCAACAACCUCCAAAGCCCCCCCUCUUCUCUCUACCACAAUCGCUUUUUCCCUACGCAGCGUUGUAGAGAGAGAGAGAGAGAGAGAGAGAGAGAGGGAGAGGGAGAGGGAGAGAGAGGCCACCCCGCCCCUACUAGCGAGUUUUCGCCGGCGUUUGGUUCCCGGCGAGCGGUGCCCGGAGUUAGGUUUCUGGCGAGGAGUCGCCGGAGUUAGGUUUCCGGCGAGAGGUCGACGGCGUCGUACGGACACAUGCUGUGCAGGUGCUUCUAGUUGAGGUGAUAAGUUUGUAGCUAGCUUGGCAACCAAAAUGCUGACAAAACUGAGUCGCGACCAUCCAAUUAAUGCAACUCCAUUUGAAGCCUUCUAUCUUGGAUCUUGGCACGGGGUAGAUCAUAUAAGCAUCAAGAGCGGGAGUAUUUUUGUCCAAUUGAAGUAUGAUGGAGUUACAGUGGAGGAUAAUAUUCAUGGUGAUUGUUUGCGCAUACGAUCAAGAAGAGCAAAUGCAGUUGACUGUGCAAACUUUCUGAAGGCCGGUGUUGAUGUUUGUGUGCUUUCGGCUCGACCAGUCGCAGCAAGUUCAGAACAGCAAGCGCCAGCACCUGUGCAUUUAUGGCGCGAUGCCAAAAUCAGCUCAGUCAAGCGGACCCCGCAUGGAGACCGGUGCUCCUGUCUAUUUUCUGUUGUCUUUUACAAAAAUGAUCCCCUCAUGAAAAAGUCAAUGACUGAUAGAAGGCCCGAGGUUGUUAUGAUUGAUAAUAUCUCCAUACUGCAAAAGCUACAAAGUGAGCCUAAGGAAGACGGAUACUAUAUAUGGAAUUCGACCGAAGACUGUAUCUCUUCUAACAAAAGCAAACUCCUAACUGACACGGUUUCAUGCGAAAUUUCAUGGCUUAUCAUACUAUCUACUCUUAAAAAAAUGGAUUUUGAGGUCAAGUUGGUGGAGAACAAGAUAGUUUAUCAGAUCACCGACAAUGACCAAAGCCUUCCCAGUACUUCGAAUUCUUGUGAGACUGUAAAGAUUGUGCAUUUUCGAAGGCGCGAUGAUACUAUGAGACCCAAGAUUGAAACCCUAAAAGUUGUUGCUCCUAAAGAAAUGACUUCGGAAAAAAAAGAUUUGGAGGUGGCUGUUAUUGAAAAUAAGGUGGAAGAUGAUUCAGAUGUCGAGAUUCUAUACAACCGGACAAAUUUGAGGCGUUCUAAACGUUUAAAGGUAGAGCCAGAUCGGUUUACUAGUUACGACUCUCCAAAUUUUGGCAGGUUUACUAUUACUGAUACGGAUGAUGAUUCAGACGGAGAGAUGCAAGAGGCCCUACUAGGAUCUAGUUUGCCCUUACUUGAAUACAAACCCAUUUCAGAAGUGCAGGAGAAUGAAGUGGUAAUUAGCAGCUCACAGAGAAUAUCACAUGGUGGAAAUUUGUUGACAUAUGAGCGGCGCCAUUUUGGAGCUCGACUGCAUCGCAAAAAGAGCAAACACAGAAAGAAGCGAUUUACUACAACAGAGUGCAAGGAAUUUAUAGACAAGUGCAUAGGAAAUAUAAAAUGUGAGAUCGACAAAAAGUCUGAACCCUUUGCCCAAAAGACAGCAAAUCAACCAACAGCUGAUUUAGAGGAGGAAGAGAAUUUCAAUUGGUCACCAUCUAGGGAAAUUCAAGUGGAGGAAGAAGAGCAUGCAGAACUAUGGAAAGAAAUGGAGCAUUCUUUAAUGACGCUUGCCCUUCUUGAACAAAAGCAGGUAUUAGACUCAGAAUUACCAGCUAAAAAUUCUGAAAGAGAUGAACAGCAACAGUGCCAACAUGAGUACAUGCUGAAUGAGCAAACUGGAUUAAUCUGCAGGUUAUGCAACUUUAUAUGCACUGAGAUAAGAUAUAUUUAUCCACCAUUGUUACGCACAGAUGGCCGUCUCACAUUAAGAGAGAGAGUUGACGUGGGGCCCUUUCAGUAUCAUGAUUUGGAAAUUGAUGCAUUUCGCAAAUACAUUUCCUCAUGGGACAUAUUACAAGCCGAAGGCUGUAAGGAUAUAUGGAGCUCUAUACCCGAUCUUAAAGAAGUGUUGCAUUCCCACCAAAAAAGGGCUUUUGAAUUCAUAUGGAGAAACGUUGCUGGCUCUUUAGAGCCCGAAGAAAUGAACCACCUUUCAGAUAAUACUGGUGGUUGUGUAAUUUCACAUUCACCGGGCUCGGGAAAAACCCUACUCAUAAUUUCAUUUCUCAGCAGCUAUUUGACUCUAUACCCAAGAAGCCGUCCUUUAGUGCUUUCUCCCAAAACUGCUGUCCAUACAUGGCGAAAGGAGUUUCUAAAGUGGAGAGUUCCAAUUCCAUUGUAUUUAAUCCAGCAAGACGAAAGUUUUAGGAAGGAAGUUGAGGACCGAAAAACUACUUCCUUUUCUCGCAGACCAAAUCGAAAAAUGUCGCGGAUUAUGGAUUCUUUGGAAAAGAUUCGGCGGUGGCACGAGCAGCCAAGUGUUCUUCUUAUGACUUACUCAUCCUUCUUGAUGCUGACAAAAGAAGAUACAAAGGUUGAGUAUAAGACAUUUAUGGCAAAUGUUUUGCAAAAUAGUCCUGGGCUUUUAAUUCUAGAUGAAGGUCACAACCCAAGAAGCACGAGGUCAAAGUUGAGAAAGUUGUUAAUGAAGGUGAAAACUGAAUUUCGAGUUCUUCUAUCUGGAACACUUUUCCAAAACAACUUUGAAGAAUACUUCAACACUUUAUCUUUAGCUAGGCCUCGCUUCAUUGGCGAUGUUUUAGGCGCACUAGAUCCCCGUAUGGUUUCUCUUUCCAAAAGCAGGAAGCGAAAGCUCUUAUCGAAGAGCAUAGCUCGUAAGGAGAUCAUAGCGAGAAAACUCUUUGUGGAAACAGUUGGGCAAAAGAUUGAAUCUAGCGAAGAACAAGAAAGAAAGAAAGGUUUCGAUCUGUUGAACAGAGUCACUGGUGGGUUCAUUGAUGUUUACGAAGGUGGAAAAUCAAACAUGCUUCCUGGAUUGCAAAUAUACACGCUUUUCAUGGCAUCUACGGAUAUCCAACAAGAGAUUUUGACACGACUACAAAACCUAGUAAAAACUCAGAAAAGGUAUCCUCUUGAGCUGGAAUUACUUAUCACAGUUUGUUCGAUCCACCCAUGGCUUAUAAAGACGGUAGCUUGUGUAGACAAUUUCUUCAGUCAGGAAGAGCUAGACAAAAUCGAGAAAUAUAAGGGAAAUUUCAAUUGUGGUUCCAAGGCAAAGUUCGUGAUCGAUCUCGUGCAUAAAUCCACUCUUAGAGGGGAGAGAGUAUUGGUCUUUUGUCACAACAUCUCCCCCAUAAAUCUACUGGUGGAGUUGUUUGAACUUGUAUUUGGAUGGCGGAGAGGGGAGGAAAUUUUAGUACUUAGGGGCGAGCAGGAUCUGUCAGUUCGAGGCCAAGUAAUGGACAUGUUCAACGGGGACACUGAAUUUAGAAGAAAAGUAUUGCUUGCUUCAACAACUGCUUGUGCGGAAGGAAUAAGCUUGACGGCCGCUUCGAGAUUGGUGAUGCUUGAUUCGGAAUGGAACCACUCGAAGACUAGGCAGGCGAUUGCUAGGGCAUUCCGGCCGGGCCAGGAGAGAAUGGUGUAUGUUUACCUUCUACUGGCGUCGGGGACAUGGGAGGAGGGUAAGUAUCGAAGUAAUAAUCGGAAAGCUUGGAUGUCGAAAAUGAUUCUUCUCGGCCAAUUCAUCGAUUAUUCCUCGUCGAGGCCGGUGGAGGAGAUUGGUGAUGAGCUGCUCAAAGAGCUGGUGGAUGAAGAUGAGAACAAAGCUUUCCAUAUGAUUAUGAAAAAGGAUUGAUUUUUAGAAUGGUUUUUGCUUUUUUGGGGAACUACUGUGACAUUGUCUAUGAGCAAGAAACUGCCGUAACUUCUUUUCUGUAAAAAUUGAUGGUACAGUCAAUAGGAGGUCAAAUCUAACUUAUGUUUUAAUGUA
Messenger RNA from Ananas comosus (pineapple), 3955 nucleotides. Its product is annotated as SNF2 domain-containing protein CLASSY 2-like. NCBI's taxonomy places the organism in Eukaryota, Viridiplantae, Streptophyta, Magnoliopsida, Poales, Bromeliaceae. Gene Ontology annotation, biological process: gene silencing by siRNA-directed DNA methylation. Bases 329 to 3820 code for a protein of 1163 amino acids. The record is from RefSeq and is a predicted model, not a curated record. The transcript has 6 exons. Gene Ontology annotation, molecular function: ATP-dependent chromatin remodeler activity; ATP binding.